Messenger RNA from Papaver somniferum (opium poppy), 1979 nucleotides. Its product is annotated as zinc finger CCCH domain-containing protein 14-like. The coding region runs from base 278 to 1333 and encodes 351 amino acids. The record is from RefSeq and is a predicted model, not a curated record. NCBI's taxonomy places the organism in Eukaryota, Viridiplantae, Streptophyta, Magnoliopsida, Ranunculales, Papaveraceae. Gene Ontology annotation, molecular function: mRNA binding; metal ion binding. The transcript is spliced from 2 exons.
AUGAAGUGUGACGCCCAAUAAUAACCUUCUAAAAAAAUCUAGAUAAAUGCUUUUAAAAAUAAAAUUACUGAUAACUAAUUACACCCGCCCCUGUUACGCCGAAAAUGCCCAAGCAAUGCUCUGUAUCUUUUCCGUUCAGGUCAAUUUACCGUCAUUUAGUAUAAAAGGUCCAGAUUCUACACUCCACUGAGGUCUUCAUUUAGUUUCAAAUUCUCUUUACUGAAUUUCUCUCAUCUAAUAAUCUCCUCGUCGCUUCUCAAUUUUUCUAAAUAGCAGUAUGAAUCCGAUGCCGAUUCGUGAUCAGAAUGAAGAGGAAUCACCAAAUUAUAAAUCAUCAUCAUCAUCAAGUGGUAGUUCAAGAUUCAGUUCGGAGAAUUCAUCACAAUUCCCGCCAGAUUCAUCCACCAGUGACUCUUUUCCUCUUACUUUAGCUUCAUAUUCUUCUUUUAAUGGAAAAAUCAAAAUGAACCGGCUUACAACUGAAGAUAGAGUUCAUCUUUCUCAUCUAAAUUCACAUUUAAACAAUCUCAAAGAUGAUUUUGGAUUGUGCUCAAAUCAUCUAGAGUAUUCCUCAAGGAAAAUUGUUGUUCUGAGGCAUAAAAAUGCUGCUCUCCGAUUGAUUAACAAUGAUCUAAAGGAUCGGUUGAUUCAAUUACUUCAGGUUUAUAUGGAUCUUCAGAAGAUUCCUCUCCCUGAUUACGUUUCUUCCUUCAUCAACGAUCAUAUUUCUCUCAGCAUUGGAGAUAUUCGAGGCGGCAGUACUGGUUACAACCGAUUUGUACCGAGUCGUGAAACUUCAGUUACGAGUUCUGGGAUUGCUGACAAUGGAUUUGAAGAGAAACCGAUUCAAUUUCAAUCAGAGAGAGUUUGUUUACCAAAGAGCAUCUCCAUUCGUUCUAAUGCUUACUUGAAGAUGAGUCAAUCUAAUAAUCCUUAUGCUUCGGAUACAACUGCUCCUCCUUCUUCCAACAAAAACGUCGACAGACUUACAUUCGUGCCGCCACGAGUUAAGUUGCCUACUGUUCCUGCAGUUGAUGAUGAGAAGAAGAAGGAGGAGGUGGAGGUCCCACUGGAAUUGGAUGUAUACAAUCAAGGAAUGCCAAAGACAGAGUUAUGCGAUAAAUGGGUAGAAGACGGAGUCUGUCCAUAUGGGGUCUACUGUCAAUUUGCGCAUGGACUAAAGGAGAUGCGACCUGUGAUUCGUCAUCCUAGGUACAAAACUGAAGCUUGCAGAAUGGUUCUAAAUGGAGGUUUCUGUCCUUAUGGUCAUCGGUGCCAUUUCCGUCAUGCCCUGACUGAUCAAGAGAUGCGUACCGGUUUUACUCAUUAUUAGUUAGAGUGUUAGACUGUCUGGCUUCUACCUACGUGCAAGAUGUGAAUAGCAAAACGGGGAGUGAAGAAGCAGAAUGGAAAAAAGUAAAGUAAAAACAAAGUGGAAAAAGCGAGACAAAACAAGGAAAGAAAGUACAUACAAAAACAGUAGGCACAUCAAUAAAGACAGAAAAACAAAAAUAGAAGCACACGUGAGAUAAAGUCAUUGAUAAUAAGAUUAGGGGGUUGUUGGGUUGUUGCACAUUGGAUUUACUGAGCAUUGGUUCGUUUUGGAAGGGAGGAGAAAUGGUGCAAGAAAUGGAGGGAUAUGGAUAACAUUCUGUUACGAGCGCGGGAGGUUAGAUUUGGAACAUCUACCUUAAUUCUACCACAUUUUCAGUAUUUCCUGGGGUUAUUCUAUUUCCUUUUCCGUUUUUUUUUUUUUUUUUUUUUUUUUUCUUUUGUUUUGGACUUGGCUAUUACUAUACUAAAAUUCAUAUAUUAGGGGUCAUCUGAGAAGAGGUACACUAAUCGUAUGCUAUUCUCCUACUUAACGUUUUUACAAGACAUAUAUGUCUGGGUGAACUAUGUGUGUGUCAAGUCAAACAAGUCAAUCUUGACUUUGACCUGUGCUUUGUGAUUCAGUGUCCCGUUUAUUACAUCUUAUC